AUGGUUGACUCUGCGAAAAUAUUAUACCUCAUAAUAAUACUUUUCGUACUUAUAAUACUGGGUACACCUUUCCUUAGCCCACACUUUGAGGAACUUCCAAUAAAAAAGGAACCCGAACUACAUGGAAAUUUUCUUCACAUAACAGAUUUACAUCCCGAUCCCCGUUAUGAAUCUAAUGCUACCGUCAAAUCAAGGUGUCACAAACAUUUUCAAAGUUCUUCUAAACCAAAACACAUGUUUAAAGGUAAGGCUGGUCCUUGGGGAGCGCCGACGACGAUUUGUGAUGCACCUCUCAGUCUUAUAGAUGCAACAUUUGAAUGGUUGGAAAAAAAUUGGAAGGACCAACUUGAUUUUAUCAUUUGGACGGGAGAUAACUCGAGGCACGACAACGAUGAAAAUUUUCCACGAACUCCGGUGGAAAUGUUUCAAUUGAAUCGGAUGAUUUCCGAAAAGUUUCUAAAGACGUUCGCAAACACCAACAAGGCCAAGAAGAAGCACGCGCCACACUUCAUACCCAUCGUACCAUCAAUAGGGAACAAUGAUAUUUAUCCACAUAAUAUCAUUGAAGCGGGUCCAAACAGUAUGCUCUCAAUCCUUCAUGACAUCUGGUCCCCUUUUAUUCCUAACGGACAGCAUGAGACUUUUAUCAACGGAGGGUAUUAUUAUACGGAGGUGAUCCCGGGAAAACUCAUGGUGGUCUCAUUAAAUACCAUGUAUUUUUUCAAAUCCAAUUCCGCAGUUAAUGGAUGUGUAGAUCCUCUUCAGCCUGGUACGAAAGAAAUGAAAUGGUUGAAUGAUGUUUUGAAAUUGGCACGCGAACGUGGGAUGAAGGUGUACUUGACCGGUCACGUUGCGCCGAGAGCCAGGGCAUACACCAUAACGUGCUAUAAGAGAUACGGUCGGUUAUCAUUAAAGUAUCAAGAUGUCAUAUUAGGACAUUAUUAUGGCCACUCGAAUAUGGAUCAUUUCUUCUUUAUUGGUUCGAAAGGCAUACGCGAAAAAAAUCCUAAAAAUAACACGAAUGGGGAUGUUUUAUCAAUUAGUGAUGAUGAUUUGUAUGAAGAUGAGGAGGAUGAAGAACCCGUCAAAGCCGAAAAUCGAGAAAAAUUUUCUCCCGAAAGCGAUUCAAAGAUUGAUGAAUAUUUGGGCGAACUUCAUCAUCAUUAUAGUGCGAUACCCCCUCAUACUGACCAUUUAGCAAAUGAUUACGUUGUCGUAAAUAUCAAUCCAUCUGUAAUUCCUACCUUCUUUCCCGCUUUGAGAAUAGUUAAAUACAACACGACCGAGGUGACAAGGGACGAAGUUGAUUCGACGAAAUUGCAUCAAAACACCUUUUUAACACCUUUAGGAUACACUCAAUAUUUUAUGAACCUUACCCAAGCAAAUUUAUAUCCAAACAUUACGCCAGAAUAUACAGUUGAAUACACAACGUGGGAUGAUUAUCUUAUGAAAGAUUUAACGGUUCCAAGUUGGAUUCAUUUGGCGAGAGAAAUUGCAAAUAAUGGACUUGAUGGUUCUCUAUGGGAAAAAGUACGAGAAUUUUUGUUGGUAGGAACAAAUUCCUUGAUUAAUCAAAAGAACAAAUCAUUUCAACAAUGUACAUAUUCAAGUUGUUCUGCAAAGGGACCAGAAGAUUAUCUGGCUUCGGAACUUUCGUUUUAA
Molecule: messenger RNA, 1662 nt
Organism: Funneliformis caledonium
Lineage: Eukaryota; Fungi; Glomeromycota; Glomeromycetes; Glomerales; Glomeraceae
Source: the annotation of a GenBank genome assembly